GUUUAUCAUAUUGAAGACUAGGCAGCAUGGUCUCCGACCUUAGCCUGCUCCAUAACGUAACAAACAUACUAAAAAAAAUUAAGUAACUGUCAAUGUCAAAGUGUCAUAUUUAUUUUUCUCUCUUUCUUUCCAAUUUUGGCUCCGGUGAACUUGUUGUACAAACAUGGGGAAAGGUAAUAAUAUGAUACCAAAUGGCCAUUUCCACAAGGAUUGGCAAAGAUUCGUGAAAACGUGGUUUAACCAACCUGCUAGAAGACAUCGUAGAAAGCAGAAUCGUAUCAAAAAAGCGAAGGCUGUUGCUCCGCGUCCUGCGGCAGGACCACUUCGACCAGUCGUUCGUUGUCCUACUGUUCGUUAUCAUACAAAAGUUCGUGCCGGGCGAGGGUUUACUCUCCGAGAAAUAAGGGCUGCUGGGCUGAAUCCUGCAUUUGCUAGGACCAUUGGCAUUGCUGUGGACCCACGUAGACGUAACAAGUCUGUUGAAUCUUUACAAACAAAUGUUCAACGUUUGAAAGAGUACCGUGCACGUCUCAUCCUCUUCCCUAAGGGCAAAAAGGUAUUGAAGGGUGAGGCAAAUGAAGAGGAACGCAAAUUAGCCACACAACUUCGUGGUCCUUUGAUGCCUGUACAACAGCCUGCACCCAAAUCAAUUGCACGUGCUAUCACUGAUGAAGAAAAGGAUUUCAAAGCAUACCAAUAUCUUAGAGGGGCUCGCUCAAUUGCAAAACUUGUGGGUAUCCGUGCUAAGAGAUUGAAAGAUGCUGCAGAAAACCCAGAUGAUGUCACUAAGGCUCCUACUGCUGUAAAAGAGGCGAAAGCUAAAAAGUGAUUGUAAUAAUUAAAUAAAUGUAAACUGAAAA
Molecule: messenger RNA, 860 nt
Organism: Galleria mellonella (greater wax moth)
Lineage: Eukaryota; Metazoa; Arthropoda; Insecta; Lepidoptera; Pyralidae
Gene: RpL13
Product: 60S ribosomal protein L13
Exons: 5
Coding region: 164-829 (221 amino acids)
Biological process (GO): translation
Cellular component (GO): ribosome; cytosolic large ribosomal subunit
Molecular function (GO): structural constituent of ribosome; RNA binding
Source: RefSeq, a predicted model, not a curated record